This is a messenger RNA of Sardina pilchardus (European sardine), 3030 nucleotides long. RefSeq names its product YTH N6-methyladenosine RNA binding protein C1 (gene ythdc1). NCBI's taxonomy places the organism in Eukaryota, Metazoa, Chordata, Actinopteri, Clupeiformes, Clupeidae. Gene Ontology annotation, cellular component: nucleoplasm. The coding region runs from base 217 to 2292 and encodes 691 amino acids. Gene Ontology annotation, biological process: regulation of alternative mRNA splicing, via spliceosome; mRNA splicing, via spliceosome. The transcript is spliced from 16 exons. The record is from RefSeq and is a predicted model, not a curated record. Gene Ontology annotation, molecular function: mRNA binding; N6-methyladenosine-containing RNA reader activity.
AUUACUGCACGUUGUGUGGCCUGUAUGUCUGCAGGUUACACACACAGAUUGGUGGCUGCGCAACUUCUUAGGCCACCAACGACAUUGUAAUUCAGUUUAUCAAAUGUAGUGUUUAAGACGAAACGACUUAGUAAUUUCAUUUUCCCUUCAUUGUUUUGAACAAAACUAAGGAAAAGAGGGGUUCUGAAAAAGUAUCCGAAGAAGAGAACGGCGAAAAUGGCGGUCGACAGACGAGACGAAAAAGAUGGAGAACUUAAUGUUCUGGAGGAUAUUCUUACUGAAGCGCCCGACCAAGACGACGAACUCUACAAUCCAGAGAGUGAACAUGACAUCAGCGACAAAAAAGGAUCCAAAAGGAAGAAUACCAGAGGAGAUGGACAGGAAUCUAAGCGUUUGAGGUCCUCAGGACACUCGACCAGACAGCUCAUGAAAAGGGGAGGCCCACCCAGUGGGGCCAAUGGGAAAAAACUGACAAACCCCAGGGGCCGACACGUCCCUGAGGAGUUCUACGAUGACCGGAAGAACCACGGGGCGAGGGGCAGCACCUCCAGAGGAGACCCCCUAAAAGGGCACAGUGACAAACCGCUCACCCGCAGCAGAGACGCACAGAGGAGGAUAAAGCCCCUCAUGCCCGAGUUGUCUGAGAAGUUACGGCGCACGAGUGAGGAGAGCGCAGGACAGGCUAGCCGCUCCUCCAAAGACGGCGCCCAAUCAGCGGAGUACGCCUCCGACCAGGAGACGGGCAGCUCAGCUGCGUCCUCCGAGGGCCAGCGCUCCGACCUGGAAGAGGAGGUGGAGGAGGAAGAGGAGGUGAUGGAAGAAGAGGAGGAGGAAGAUGGAGAGAAAGGUGGCGAGGAAGAAGAAGAGGAGGAGGAAGAAGAAGUUGACGAGGAGGGCGAGGAGGAAGAGUACGAGAUCGAGGAGGAUGGCGACCAACGGGAGGAAGCGGAGCAAAACGACUAUGACACACGUAGCGAGGCCAGCGACUCCCGGUCCGAGUCGGUCUCCUUCUCAGAUGGCGAGUCUGUGCGCUCCGGAUCGGGCUCUGAAGCCUCAGGUUCAGAGAAGAAGAGAGAAAAACUUCCAUCUUCUGUCCGGGCUGUUCGGAAAGAUCAGACCAGCAAGCUUAAAUACGUUAUUCGAGAAGCCAGAUUCUUCCUCAUCAAGAGCAACAACCAUGAGAAUGUUUCUCUGGCCAAAGCAAAGGGGGUGUGGUCCACGCUACCUGUCAACGAGAAAAAGCUGAAUGCUGCCUUCCGAUCCGCUAGGAGUGUCAUCCUUGUCUUCUCCGUUCGGGAGAGUGGGAAAUUUCAAGGUUUCGCCCGUCUCUGCUCUGAGUCACAUCACGGAGGUUCCCCCAUUCACUGGGUGCUGCCAGCGGGCAUGAACGCCAAGAUGCUCGGCGGAGUCUUCAAGAUCGACUGGAUCUGCAGGCGUGAGCUGCCAUUCACCAAAACUGCCCACCUAUCCAACCCAUGGAACGAGCACAAGCCUGUUAAGAUCGGACGCGAUGGACAGGAGAUUGAGGCAGACUGUGGGACCCAGCUGUGCAUGCUGUUUCCCCCAGACGAGAGCAUUGACUUGUAUCAAGUUAUUCGCAAAUUGCGCCACAAGAGGAGGAUGCACUCAGAGUCCCGCUCCCGGGGCCGACCGGCCCACCGCGAGCCUGCGCCGCGCGACCUGGGAAGGCGUCGUCCAGAGGAAUAUGACAUGCACAACAGGAAACGACCCAGGAUUGACUAUCCUCCAGAGUUCCCUCAAAGACCAGGCUUCAUGCAAGAUCCACGUAAUCCACCUGUUGACAGGCGUUUUUCUGGAGUCAGACGGGAUGUGUUAAUCAAUGGGUCUUACAAUGAUUACAUGAGGGAGUUCCACCACAGCAUUGGACCGCCGCCUCCAUGGCAAGGAAUGGCACCAUACCCUGGCAUGGAGCAACCUCCACACCACCCGUACUACCAGCACCAUGCACCCCCGCCCCAGGCUCACCCACCGUACUCCGGGCACCAUCCCCUACCUCAUGAUGCCCGCUUCCGGGAGAAAAGGGUGGUACGCUCCUCCUUCUCCAGCCUGCAUGACUACGACAUGCGCGUGGACGACUUCUUAAGGCGCACGCAGGCAGUGGUGAGCAGCAGACGGAGUCGCCCUCGUGAGCGCGAUCGGCAGCGGGAGCGAGAGAGGCCACGGGACGCACGCCGGGACCGGGAGAGGGAGCGCGGGCGGGAGCGCGACCGAGAGAGGGAGCGCAUGAGGGAUCGGGAGAGGGAGAAGGAACGAGGGCGCUACCGCAGAUGAAGAGGCCGAACCGAUGGCAAUUCCGUUUAAAACAUCCUUUGUCCGCUUUUUUGUUUUUUGUUUUUCUUUCAGCGCUAGGUAUUCAUUGUUGUGUUGAAAGCCAAGUGAAAUGCAUAACUGUACUUUAUUCCAAUCAGAAUCAUUUUAAAUUUUUAUUUUCAGUUUCGUGUUCAUGUGUAUCAUGCAUGCAUUGUAUAAAACCAGACCCUUGUUAUUUUGACUUUUACCCUUUUUUAUUGAAGAGAGGCUCAUCGUGUUUUUGGCCUAUGAGCAGGGAGAUCAGCCUGUUUGUCCUGUACAUUUUUUACUUGUGUAUAUGUACAUAUUAUCUCCCCCCGGACACAUCAGCCUGUCCCUUGCCUUUGCUUUUCUGUAUGGGUCGUGUAUGAAGAAAGUUUGGUAACCCGCACUUGCCACAGUGUCUUUGUUAUAUGUAGUGGUGUACAUUAAGUGAAGACAUAACUACUAAAAGGAGUAUUGUACUGUACUAGUGGAGAUGAAGGUGUUGUAGCAGUUACCUCUUUUUAGCUUUUUUUCCCCCCUCUUUAUGUUGAUGAGUUGAAACCCCCAAUGUUGGCAUCAACCCACCUCUGUUUUAAGUUACCAGUCAGUACAGAGUUAUUUUGUCUUGAAGAGAGUGUGGGCUGCAGUUGCGCUGUCAAGACUUCUGUGGUGAAUACAAGGUUGUAUCUUUUACUGAUGCUUUUUGUAAAAAAAAAAUAAAACAAAAGGCAUUUA